Messenger RNA from Letharia columbiana, 885 nucleotides. RefSeq lists its product as uncharacterized. The coding region runs from base 1 to 885 and encodes 294 amino acids. Gene Ontology annotation, molecular function: GTPase activity. The transcript has 2 exons. The record is from RefSeq and is a predicted model, not a curated record. Gene Ontology annotation, cellular component: cytoplasm. NCBI's taxonomy places the organism in Eukaryota, Fungi, Ascomycota, Lecanoromycetes, Lecanorales, Parmeliaceae.
AUGCAGCAAUUCCUCUCCGCCAUCGGCCGCAAAUGCUCCGUCGUGAACCUCGACCCGGCCAACGAUCGCACGUCCUACCCCUGCGCGCUCGACGUGCGGGACCUGGUCACGCUUGAAGAGGUCAUGGCGGAGGAAGAGCUGGGGCCGAACGGGGGAGUGCUUUAUGCGCUUGAGGAGCUCGAGCAUAACGGAGAGUGGUUGGACGAGGGCUUGAGGGGCCUUGGGGAGGAUUAUGUGCUGUUUGAUUGUCCGGGCCAGGUGGAGCUCUUUACGCAUCAUUCGAGUUUGAGGAAUCUUUUUUUAGGAUACAGAAGCUUGGCCAUGCUCCAGAUGGACCUUCCACACCUUAACGUCAUGACAAAAAUCGACAAGCUCGCGAGCUAUGGACCUCUUCCGUUUAACCUGGACUUCUACACAGAAGUCCAAGACCUCUCAUACCUGCUCCCUCACCUAGCGAACGAGAACCCAGUGAUGCGGCAUCCUAAGUUCGAAGGUCUCAACAACGCAGUCGUCGAAUUGGUGGAAGAUUUCGGACUCGUAGGCUUCGAGACCUUGGCGGUCGAGGAUAAGAAGAGCAUGAUGACGCUGCUGCAGGCUAUUGAUCGAGCUGGAGGAUAUGCAUUUGGUGGUGCUGAAGGAGCGAACGAUACGGUGUGGCAGGUUGCCAUGAGGGAGGGGAUGACUGGGAUGACGAUCCAUGAUGUGCAAGAGCGGUGGAUUGAUCGAAAGGAGGAAUUUGAUGAGUUGGAGGCGAAAGAGCGGGAGGAAGAGGCUAGGGCCCAGGAGACGCCGCCGUUGACUGAGGACGGUGGAGAGGAGGAUAGUGAUGUUGAAGAGAUGGGUCCUGUCCCUGACAGCGGCGUGAAGGUGCUGCGGCGAUCAUGA